This is a messenger RNA of Brassica oleracea var. oleracea, 1609 nucleotides long. RefSeq names its product probable indole-3-pyruvate monooxygenase YUCCA4. NCBI's taxonomy places the organism in Eukaryota, Viridiplantae, Streptophyta, Magnoliopsida, Brassicales, Brassicaceae. The transcript has 4 exons. Gene Ontology annotation, cellular component: endoplasmic reticulum membrane. Gene Ontology annotation, molecular function: flavin adenine dinucleotide binding; monooxygenase activity. The record is from RefSeq and is a predicted model, not a curated record. Gene Ontology annotation, biological process: auxin biosynthetic process. The coding region runs from base 221 to 1456 and encodes 411 amino acids.
UUUCCUUUUCUCUCACGCCUUCUCACUCUCUCUAUCUCUACCAUUUACACCUCAUCUUAUAUUUACCAACUUCGUUUCUUGGUAUUUCCCGAGAAACAUUCAAGGGAAGCCCUAAAACAGGUCACUUCUUAGGUGCGUGUGACCGUCAGAGAAAAGAUAGACAGCUUCUUUCUUUCUUUCUUCUCCUUUUUCAUUAGUUACCCUCUCUUGUUAAUCAAACAUGAACUCUUGUUUAGAAGCUGAGCAUAGUCCAAUCUUUGUUAAUGGUCCGAUCAUCGUUGGUGCCGGUCCGUCCGGUUUAUCCGUAGCGGCGUGUUUGUCAAACCGAGGCGUGCCAUCAGUUAUACUCGAGAGAACCGAUUGCUUAGCCUCUUUAUGGCAAAAACGUACCUACGACCGUCUCAAGCUCCACCUCCCUAAACACUUUUGCGAGCUUCCUCUUAUGAAGUUCCCCAAAAACUUCCCGAGAUACCCCUCCAAGCAACAAUUCAUCUCUUACAUUGAGUCUUACGCUGCCCGGUUUAAUAUCGAACCGGUAUUUAACCAAACCGUCGAGAAAGCUGAGUUCGAUGUCGUCUCUGGUCUAUGGAAGGUGAAGACGCAAGACGGUGUAUACACAUCCAAGUGGCUCGUGGUGGCAACAGGGGAGAAUGCUGAACCGGUGGUACCAGAUAUACCGGGUUUAAAGAAUUUUACUGGACCGGUUGUUCACACCAGUGCGUACAAGUCCGGUUCGGAGUUUGCAAACCAGAAGGUUUUGGUGGUUGGUUGUGGAAAUUCCGGUAUGGAGGUGUGCUUGGAUCUUUGUAGAUACAAUGCUCUGCCUCAUAUGGUUGUUAGAAACCCUGUACAUGUAUUACCAAGAGACUUUUUUGGUCUCUCGAGUUUUGGAAUAGCAAUGACACUAUUGAAAUGGUUUCCACUAAAGCUGGUGGACAAUUUGCUCCUGCUUCUUGCUAAUUCUUAUCUUGGCAAUACCGACCGGUUAGGCCUCCGACGACCCAAAACCGGACCAAUUGAGCUCAAAAACGUCACCGGAAAAACUCCGGUUCUUGAUGUAGGCGCCAUAUCUUUGAUACAAUCCGGUCAAAUUAGAGUGACACAAGCGGUGAAAGAAUUAACAAAGAAGGGAGCAAAGUUUGUGGACGGGCAAGAAAUGGAGUUCGAGUCAAUAAUAUUAGCGACCGGGUAUAAGAGCAAUGUACCCGAUUGGCUCAAGGAAUAUAGUUUUUUCACAAAAGAAGGAAUGCCGAAAACGCCGUUUCCUAACGGAUGGAAAGGAGAGAAUGGACUUUACACGGUGGGUUUCACGAAGAGAGGGCUCUUGGGAACUGCCCUUGACGCCGUUAAGAUAGCGGAGGAUAUAACCGACCAGUGGAUGAAAUCUAAUGGUCCGUUGAGUGCUAGUAACAUUUGUAGUUCUUGUAUCAUCCACUUUCAUUUCAAUAAAUCAUAAGAAAUGGUUACCUUUUGUUUUGUUGUUGAUUUUUUACUCUUUUUUUUGUAACACUCUCGAUUUUUUUACUUUAUUUCUCUCAUUUCCAUCCUUUCAUGAUCUCGGAUGAGGUUUUGUAUAUUAUUUAAGAAAUAUGUAGUAGUUACGAAUGCC